UUGGCGACGUGCGAGGUCAGGUGUGAUCCGCGGAUCAAGGUGUUCCAGCCUUACGACACGCACUGGGAAAGUCGCGGGCGUUCGCGGGACAUGGCAACCGUGUUUGUGGCGUGAGGCACUGCACGACAGGCAAGUAAGAAACACACACUCAACAGCCAGAAGAAAUUUUCAAGCAUGUCAGAAAGCACCAUCUAUCUUCCAGAUAAGGUACUGCAGCAACAACCACCUGUUGGAUUUUACAUUAAAAAUCUAGGUACAAAACUGUGAUGACAAGAGACUUCUAUCAACUGACUGUGGAACUGCAGCUUGGAGUACAAUCCUUGCCUCCACUAGUAUGCGAGAGAGACUUGCCACUUUGUGACCAAUCAGCAUCGUUGCUCCGUUGCCAUGGCAACAACAACCAUGUUCCAACGACCACGCGUAGAAGAUGGGCUCUCUGAUGAGGAAGUGUUUCCUUUUGGGGACAACUUGUCUCCAAGAAAACUAUACUUCCAGCCAAACUCCACAGCAAAAUCCUCCUUUCUCAGCGACGAGUAUUCGCGGAAGUCGCUACGAGAACACUCGGCGCCGACGGAGGGAAACGAAAAAGUUGGCCUCUUAGAGAGAAGACUGUCGCUGAACCUUGACCCCAAGAUUUCUUCUGAAGUGGUGAGAUUCUCAGAAGAAAAGGCAGCUGGACUACGUAACUCGAAAGGUGAAGAAUGGAGUGUUUCUUUAAAACAUCGGCUAGAAGAAGACCUGGAUCGGCAGGUGAGGGAAGCGCUGGACACGCCCCCUCUCAUCCGUAUCCGGCGGAACCACGAGAAAGCGCGACAGAAACUCCAGAACCUGUGGGGAACGCUGUCUGAUGAGGAAGACCAGGACAAACUGAAGGAGGGGGAGGGUUGUCAGGACGAUGGUAACCAUGGUGAAAACAAAGACAAUGAGGACAGAGAGGAUGAGUUAAGCAGGGUUGACACGGCGGCGUCAGAAAUCCGGGCCAAGGCUCGGCACAGGAGAAAACCUCUCCACAUCGCGCUACAGCGUUUCCAACGGUUACAGAGGUCAAAUUAUGACGAGUACCCAGGUGUAUUUGGAUUGGAAAGAAGCAUUGAAGAGGCACUGGCAGAGGAAGCUGAAGAAAAGAAGGAAGAAGAAAAGAAAGCCUUGGAGGAGGAGAAAGAGAGGGAGACAUCUCAGUACUACCAGCCGUCUCCGAGUCUACACCUGUCUCCACGUGCAAUAAGGAUCGAGAUGUUCAAGGGGUACACCAGAAAUGGCUUCAAACAGCUUUUAAUGACAGGUGGAAACUCCAAGCACUUAACAAGAAUCAAGAGCGGCAUCUACAUGGACAGGAAUGGCAUCAUCGUGACCAGAGACGGCCCCUUCUGGCCAUCGGAGCACGGUCCCCUCCUGCCCACCCCCCGCUUCAUUUGUGCAUCACCCCUGGAGCCGGAAAAACUCAUGUCUGCAAAGGACUUUUUCCAGCACAGAACAAUCAACGAUAAUGAUCAAUCAAGGUUCCCGCGGCCAUGGCGGGGAAAGGUCGUCGUGUUUGACAGCGAGAGGAUGGCGAAGGGACAGGUACCGCACAACGUGCCGGAGGGUUGCUGCCCCAGCCUCUCGUUCGAGUCCAGAUUCGAAUCAGGGAACCUUCGGCAAGCAAGAAGAAUAGGGCAGUACGAGUAUGAGCUAGUGUUGAAGACAGACCUGUACACGUCCAGACAUACCCAGUGGUUCUACUUCAGGGUUCAGAACGCCCUUCCCGGCAUCACCUACAAGUUCCAGAUAGUCAACCUACUCAAGAGGGACAGCCUCUAUAAUUAUGGCAUGCGCCCCCUAGUGUAUUCUGACAGAAUGGCAAGGGACAGGACGAUAGGCUGGCACAGAUCUGGGCACCACAUUAGUUAUUACCAGUUCUACAACACCAGCAGGAAUCCACUCUUACAACCAGACAUCACCUACUUCUGUCUGGAGUGGCAGAUGGAAUUCCCGUAUGAAGAAGACACAUACUACCUGGCGCACUGCUAUCCCUACACCUACACGGACCUCAAGGAACACCUGGACGACCUGUGCAAUAACGAGGAGACUGGCAGGCACGUGAGGAGAGAUGUCUUGUGUGAGACACGAGCCGGCAACAGCUGCUUCCUUCUCACCAUCACAGAAUUCCCAGAUGAGGAGUCAAAGGUCAAUCUGCGGCAGGCGUGCCACCGUAAUAAGAAGGGUGUGGUAGUGUCUGCACGGGUCCACCCCGGGGAGACCCAGGCUUCCUGGAUGAUGAAGGGACUACUAGACUUCCUCACGGGGGAGUCAGAAACUGCCAAGGAGUUGAGAGAAAACUUCAUCUUCAAGAUUGUGCCGAUGCUGAACCCAGACGGCGUGAUCGUGGGGAACUAUCGCUGCUCGCUCGCGGCGCGGGACCUGAACCGGAACUACCGGAACCCUCGCAAGGAUAUCUUCCCCACGGUGUACUACAUCAAGGAGAUGACUGAAGCUUUCAAGAGAGACCAUGAAAUCAUUGUGUACUGUGAUCUGCAUGGCCACAGCAGAAAGCCGAAUGUGUUCAUGUACGGGUGUAACUCCAUCCAGGGGAGGAUGGGACUGGACGGAGCUGAGGUCUUCAUCAACGAGAGACUGUUUCCCUGGCUCAUGGCACAGAAGGCUCCAGACAAGUUUGCUUUUGGUGGCUGCAAGUUCCAAAUCAAGAAGUGCAAGGAGUCUACGGGUCGUGUUGUGAUGUGGAGAACUGGCAUCAUGAACAGUUUCACCAUGGAGGCAACCUUCUGUGGGACUGAGAAGUUAGGGAGCGGACCUCCCAGGCACUUCAACAUUAAGGAUUUCCAAGACAUCGGCAAGACAUUUUGUGAGGUGGUACUGGACUAUGUUAAGACCAAGGAGAACAAAAGUAAACAAUCUGCGAUGAUCCUGGACCUGACGCGGCACAUCACCCACAUGAUCCUACAGAAACGCGACAUGAUGCCGACCAACCAACCAGACCUUAACGACAACAACAGCGACAACGAAGAGCUCAGCGACGAUGAAGAGAAAGAGAAAGAAGAGAAAACGUCCAGUAAACCAUCGUCCAGUAGUGACAGAGAAACCAGCAAGUCGAACGUCAAAUCAACCAAGCCGGCAAAGGAGAAGAAAUCCAAGGCUGCUCCAAAAGCUGUCCUCCCUCCCCACCUUCUGGAGAGCCCUGAGUACAAGGAUGAGAAGGGGAAUGUGGAUGUGAACAAGAUGAUUGAGGCCAUGUCAACAGAGACAAUUGAGGGGUGCAUCCGGUUACUGGAACAGCUGGAGGUGACCAAGACUUUAUCAGAAUCAGACACAAGUGAAGACUCAGACAGUGAGUCAGAACCAGAAAUGAAGGAUCCUCCUAAGAGGAAGAAGAAGAAGAAGAAACAGAAGCGGACCAAGUCCCUGUCAGCCCUACCUGCCAUGAACAAUGUGGAAGACAAGCAGAAACGCAACAAGACAACGACCCCGCCCUCCACCAAUGUGAAGAUUCCGAGGUACCCGCCGUUCGUGAAUCGCUACGCCAACCGGAGUAACCAUGGGAUCCCCAUCUUUUCUCAGGAGAGACUGCAGGAGAGAGCACAGAAGUCCCUAGAAAAGCAAAAAGCAGCCCUUAGACUGCGGCAGUUUCUGAGACAACAGUACCCUCCUGGUGCUUGGACGUGUCAGAGAGUAGAGGAGAAGGAGAAGACCAGACCGGAUGACAGACAGCAGACUGCCAAUGUCUAUUAUGCUGAUGAGGACAACUACAAGCGGUUCCAGUCCUGGAUGUCCAUGAGUCGAGCGGUGCAGGCACAGAAACAGAAGAGUUCUCAGGACAUCCGUAACACAUUCAGACUGGCACUGUCGGGGCAGCCUGAUGUGUUCAAGCACAGCUACACACAUGCAGGGUCCAUGCCUCCGGUGUCGCUCCAGUCAGAACAGCUGGUUCACAUCGGACCUGAGAUCAGAUCUGUGGAGCCUAGACUGAACCAAGCAGCUUAUCCCGUCAACAAACCAUUCAAUGAAGACAGUGAGUUCAGUAUAAGCAGUGAUGACUCAGAGAACCAGAGGUUUAAGAUCCCUAUGGCGGACCUGAAGAGCCCCUACCAACGGGACAUGUUCCCUCAGCAGUGGGGGGAGGGCCACGCAGCGAGGCCACCUACUCAUGGAAGAAGGGCUGGGGUGUCCCCUCGAGCUUCAGCUGACCAGAACCAGGUCAUCAGGGUUCGCCUCACGACGCGGCCGGACCAGCGUCUCCCGUCCGUGGACAGGCUGGGCAGUGGGAGCUCUAGUGGCAAGGACACGGCCAAGGACAACGUGCUGUCCAGACCUGGCAGACAGCAGCCAGUUGUCAGCCGAAACAUCAAGUCUGCGCUGAGCAACGAUGUUCUACAGAGCAUGGCAGAACUCACGCAUUCCAUGUUUCCACGGCAACCUGAGGGGCUCCUCCCAUCCAGGGGUCAGGGGUCAGUGGACCAGACAGAAGUGCUGUUGGAGAGAUGGAAACUACGGGGGGACGCUCAGAUGCCAACCAGCCCCAGGAAGCCCAAACCUCCAAGCUUUGAGCCUCUAGGGGAAUGAAGAACACCCCUCAACAUGUAAUGGUGCAGUCCAGUAUUGCCACAAACUCCAUAUACCUUGCCAUACUUGUACAUAGUCAUUAUGAUAAACACUUUGCACUCUGUAUGUACAGUGUAAAGUAUAUAGUACAGGCUGUGCAAUAAUUUAUUACAGAUUUUUAUGUUGCAUUUUCCUUUGUUUUUGUUGACACUUGUUUGUAUGUACUAGAUAGAUGCAGUCUUGCCCAUUCAUUCAUAAAGGAAUUGUGGUGAGAAGAGACUUAGUCCACAGCACGUAAAUUUUAUGGACAACGCUACACUAAUGGCUAGUGCCACAUCUACAAGUUGAUUUGCUGUGGCCUAAUGUAAAACAAGAAAGCUUCUGAAAAAAGCUGCCUGGUGCGUAUUUUGGAAAAAGCCUGGAUGUUAAACAAAAUCACAUGAAAAAAGAGUUUUUAAACAUCGAAUUACUGAAUUGGUCUGUCUUCUAUUAAAAAAACAUUACAUGAGAUUUGUCUAACAAAGAAAAAAAAAUUUGUUACAAGUGGGGUUCGAACCCACGAUCCAUGGCUGCAAAAGCAAAUCGCUAUAUCCACCCCGCGCAGACCGCUAGGCCACACAAGCUGAUUGCAUAAUUGCCUACUUGAAAACGUUCUAGAGAAGUACAAGUUUCUGUAAAGAACUUUGUGUAACAGAUUAUUAAUCUAGGUAUACUUUCUAUAUCUAGCUGAUAGGUACUUACUACCAUGUCAUGCUGAGUUUAUCUUUCGUCAGUGACUGGCGAAAAUCUACCGUACUCCACAAGGUCUACAUUUUCUAUUUUUCCUCAAGUUCUACGAUAAUUUUGAUGACCAAAAAUUGAUCUAUUUUUUUCACAUCAUGUUUUAUGUGUGUUUAAGGUUUACUUCUAUAUCUAUUGUUUGCAUGAACUUAUUUGUGCUUAUAAACACUCUAAAAACAUUAGAAAUUGUCCAGUUUGAAUUACAGUGUAUUUUACAUCUUUAUCAAUUACUCCAGUCUAUGGGAUGUAAAUCUAUGUAUGGUUGUGUCACUGGAAAAUGGGUUUAAAAAACUGUAUUUCCCUGUAAAGAAACCAUCCCAUGUUUCCACUAAAUGCAUAUUACCCUUCAGCUUGCUAAGGCACCUGUUUGGGACCAAAUUAUGGUUUAUGAGGUUACUGUAAAUGCAUUUAAGUUGGCGGGGAUUUAAUUUCGCGGUAGCGGGGAAAAGGACUUCCGCGGUGGUUUUAAGUUCGCGGUAGCACCAUGCACUGUAGUAUCUUACUGCCAUGGAAAAAUGUACGCGGUGGUUUUAAGUUCGCGGUGAAGUGUCGACCGCGAAAACUGCGAACAUAUGCAUUAAACCACUGUGAAAGUUUCUGCAUUUACAGUAACCUGCAGGGAGAAGUUUGAGGUCAAAAAUAACUAUGCAAAAAAAAUGUCAUUUGUACUCAGUGGUUUAUAACUUCUACAGAUGCACUCCAAUGAAAUUUGAGAUAAAGGGUACAUGUAAUAUCAAAAUGAAAUAUGACACAUUGUUAUAUAUUGUUAGCAGUUUUAUAUAUAUAAUAUUAACUCUUACUAUCAACAACUAAGAUGAAUUUGUAUCUGCAUUACACUUGGAAUCUACAAUACAUAGCAAUUUGUAUACAAAUGGACGAUAUAUUUUCUAUUCGAGUUUCUUUUCAGAGUGCUUCAAAUGUAUAGACUGAUGUUCACUUUUGUAAUAUAGGCUGUAAAUGUUGUAAAGAAAUGUUCAUAUGUGUCUAUAGUAUUGUAGGUAAAAUUGAAACAAAUUUUAGUACAUGUUUGUAUUUUAGUUUUUUUAUCUUGUGUUUGUGACAGAUGAUUGAUUCACUGCAAAAGUACCAUGUAUAUGGUACACUGAGCGAAGACUCUUUGAAAACAUUAAAUAUUGAAUCACUA
Messenger RNA from Branchiostoma floridae (Florida lancelet), 6460 nucleotides. Its product is annotated as cytosolic carboxypeptidase 3-like. The transcript has 30 exons. The record is from RefSeq and is a predicted model, not a curated record. Gene Ontology annotation, biological process: proteolysis. Gene Ontology annotation, molecular function: metallocarboxypeptidase activity; zinc ion binding. Bases 388 to 4557 code for a protein of 1389 amino acids. Lineage: Eukaryota; Metazoa; Chordata; Leptocardii; Amphioxiformes; Branchiostomatidae.